AUGUCAGUUAAAACUUCCUUCAAUAAUUUUUUCGGACUCUUCAACUCCUGUUGCGCCUCUGGAAAUAACACAAAACAGGAAGCGUUUGACGAGGAUCUCGACGGUAAUACAUUCAUCAUAGUGCUUAGGCUAGUUAAACAAAAUUUUAAGGAGAAACUCCGGGACUAUCUUGAUGUCAUCGUAUUACUCGAGGUACUAUUCUUUUGGGACGGAACAAAGUUAUCAUGUACUUUACAUGUAAAUUGUGAAACCAGCCUCGUAAGAAUCGCCUGUGAUAAACAAGUAACUCUACACAUCUACCCAAUUAUCACAUAG
Molecule: messenger RNA, 315 nt
Organism: Theileria annulata
Lineage: Eukaryota; Apicomplexa; Aconoidasida; Piroplasmida; Theileriidae
Exons: 3
Coding region: 1-315 (104 amino acids)
Source: RefSeq, a predicted model, not a curated record